AUGAAGGACCAAGUCCAUAUAGAGGAUUUGAGGGUAGAAACUGCCAUAGGACCUGAUUCAUGGAACCAGAAUAAUUCGCAACAAUGUUUUCUGACGUUGGACAUGCAAACAGACUUUAGUAAAGCAGCGGCAGGCGAUGAUUUGAACUAUACUUUGAAUUAUGCUGUUAUUUCUAGAGAUGUUAUGAAACAUGUUCAGACAAAAGCCAACUGGGGUUCACUUGGAAAUCUAUCCAAAUCAAUUACUAAUUAUGUCAUGUCAAAAUUUAUUGGCAUAGAUUCGCUAAGACUACGAGUGCAGACGCGAACAGGUCACAUUAGAAGUGAUGACAUAUCCUGUGUUAUCAAUGAGAACCGAAAUUCUGAUGAAAACCUUGAACAUAAUAUGCUUCAUAUCUCUAACCUGAAGAUGCUCACAUUAAUUGGCGUUUUCACCUUUGAGCGGCUACAAAAACAGUAUAUCACGCUCGACUUGAAAAUUCCAUGGCCAAAGGAAGCUCCCUGCCAUGCAUCUUAUAAAUCAGUGAUAGAAGAUACUGUGCAGCUGGUCGAGAACUCAAACUUUUUGACUGUGGAAGCGUUAGUAGAAUCCGUCGCUGCAAUCAUUUCAGAAAAUGCCCUGUUCCAAAAGUACCCUGAAAUGCCAAUAGAAGUCAAAGUGAUCAAGCUUAAUGCAAUCACAGCAACUUCUGGCGUGGGAGUAAGCUGUGUUAGAAGAGCUACUGAAGUGGAACACUCAGAAGUUUCAUCAGCGCCAAAUAGCAACCUCAACCGAGAGACCUUAAGCUUGCCUAUUAGAAAUGAUGAACAGGAGGGAAAUGGAAGUUCCGUCGGUACAUGGAAUGUUGCUUACCUAGCGUUUGGAUCUAAUAUUGGAGACAAACUUCAAAAUGUUCGCCUGGCGCUCGAUUUGCUGUCGCAAAGGGCCCAAAUUAAGAUAAAGACAAUGUCAUCUCUGUUCGAGAGUGAACCAAUGUAUUUUGCAGAUCAGGAUACCUACCUUAAUGGUUGCAUCAAGAUCGAAACCACGUAUUCGCCUCAGGAACUGUUGAAGUGCUGCAAGGAAAUUGAGUAUGAGGAGUUGAAGAGAAUCAAAAAAUUUGACAAUGGACCUAGAAUAAUUGAUCUUGACAUUGUCAUGUAUCUAAAUGGCUUGGAUAAACAGGUUGUGGUUGACGACGACAAUUUGGCUGUUCCUCAUGCGAGGAUGCUGGAGAGAUCAUUCGUACUUGAACCAUUGUGUGAGAUUUUGCCCCCAGAUCAAACACAUCCACUCACUACUGAACCACUUAUUGACCAUUUGAAACAACUCUACUCCAGGGGCAAUAAAGAUGAUCUUCUACGCAAUCUGGUUCCUAUUGGCUUUAGCAACUCAUUGACUGACUUCCUCAAAUUUGAUAACGUCACAGAGCAGCAAACUGUCAGUAAUGUGUCCAAAAGGAUCAAUAGAAGCCCUACUUUAUUGAUGGGUAUUUUGAACACGACACCAGACUCGUUCUCAGAUGGAGGUGUGCAUUACUCCGACGUUGAGGAACAACUUUCCUAUGUCAAACAGAUGUGCCAAGACGCUUUUAAAUUGCAAUCAAAAAUUCUAAUAGAUAUAGGAGGAUGUUCAACAAGACCAAAAUCUGUGCAAGUAUCAGAGGAAAUUGAAUUAGAGCGAGUGAUCCCUAUCAUUAAGGCUAUUCGAGCAUGCAAAGAAAUACCACAGGAUGACGUUAUCAUAUCCAUUGAUACCUACCGCUCAGCAGUUGCUCGGGAAGCUGUAAAUGCUGGUGCAAAUAUCAUUAACGACAUCUCAGGAGGCACUUUUGAUCCCAAAAUGUAUGCUGUUGUCGCAUCGAACCCAAGAGUAGGAUACGUGCUGUCCCAUAUACGAGGGAACAUAAGCAAUAUGGUCAAGCAAACGGACUAUGAAGAGAAAGUCGAGGACAAUAUCAGUACAUACCUCUUUGACGAGGUAAAUAAAGAUCCCGAGACAGCUCUAAUCCGAACGAUCGGCAAAGAGCUAAGUGAGAUGUAUUCCAGAGCCAUCGAAAAAGGCAUCUCACGUUGGCAGAUCAUAUUGGAUCCAGGCAUUGGGUUUGCGAAGAACGGGAAACAAAACUUAGAGAUUAUAAGACAGUUACCUUUACUCAAGAAUUUCUCUUGUAAGUUAGAGAAUGGCAAUUUCGUCAACUUACGAAACCUGCCCGUAUUGGUGGGACCUUCACGCAAGCAAUUCAUUGGAAAGAUAACUAGGGAUGAAACACCAAGCGAUAGAGAUUUUGCCACGGGUGCGAUAAUCACCUGCUGCAUUGGCUUUGGAGCCGACAUUGUCAGGGUCCACAAUGUGAAAGAGUGUUCGAAAGCAGUCAAACUGGCCGAUGCUCUGUAUAAACAGGUUCUCUAA
Molecule: messenger RNA, 2391 nt
Organism: Torulaspora delbrueckii
Lineage: Eukaryota; Fungi; Ascomycota; Saccharomycetes; Saccharomycetales; Saccharomycetaceae
Gene: FOL1
Product: trifunctional dihydropteroate synthetase/dihydrohydroxymethylpterin pyrophosphokinase/dihydroneopterin aldolase FOL1
Exons: 1
Coding region: 1-2391 (796 amino acids)
Biological process (GO): tetrahydrofolate biosynthetic process
Cellular component (GO): mitochondrial envelope
Molecular function (GO): dihydropteroate synthase activity; 2-amino-4-hydroxy-6-hydroxymethyldihydropteridine diphosphokinase activity; dihydroneopterin aldolase activity
Source: RefSeq, a predicted model, not a curated record